UCUGUAGGAUCCGAAGAGAGGAGCCACGAUCAAGCCCAGCUCCAAAGAAGAACGGCCCUCCUGACAAUGUAUCAACGGGGGUCUCCGUUUGCCCUGAAUUUCUAUCCACGCCAGGAGUUGGGAUACUAUGAGUUUGGCCGGGAUCUCUAUACGUUUGUCACGGUGGCAUCGUCCCAUAUCAUGCGCACACUCCAAAAGCCAAAAAAGACCCGACCGACCAAGCGGAAGGUCAACCAUCGGCGAUUCCUGCAGAACCAGAUAUGCAGGAAAUAUGCCAUCAUAGAGGCGGCCACACAGCAACUAGCUGCCACUAUUUUAUCUCAGGAGGCUGAAACAGAAAAUCAGAAGCAACUGUUUAAGAAAACGGAGAUUCCCUCCUCAGGCAGUAUCAGAACUGCACCUACUAAGACCUUGGAGAAAGAACUAUUUGACCCAAUGCAGAAUGAGGUUACUCUGCCGGAAAAUGCUACCAUGGCAGCCACAGAGGUUCCUGGAGAGGGUAGUUUCUUGGGAGUAGCGGAAGCAUAUAUGGCUCCAGAUGGCAACUCCAGCACAGGGGUGAGCAUGGACACGCUAACCGGCGUAUCAGAUGAAAUCGGCACUGUGGAGAAUCUUUUCAAUGACAUUGUAAGGGACGAAGACUUUAUACUGUCUCCAUAUAUGUUACUGCACCCUGGGGACACAUCGGUCAUUCAGGUUCAGAACUUAGAAAAAGAACUUGAAUGUGAAAUCCCUAUGCAGACUGGAUACAUAGUGUGUGAGAAUAACAUUGCCUCCUGGCUUCCAGAUGUUCUAGAUAGGACAAUGGAGCAACUACCACUGCUGAAAAUGGCACCCAACUCGCUGAUCAAACAUAAUGCUGCACAUAGUUCUUUGUUAGCCAACUCUGCCGACAAUUCAGAAAUAUCCACUAUGGCCUCACAUGACUUUCUUCUAUCUGACUCAGCUCUGCACAAUAUCAAUGAGUCAGAAGAAAUGCACUUUGUUCAAGAGGCUUGCAGCCAGAAACAAAAUACCUGUGAAAACCAUCAAAUCUCUCCUUCCAGUUAUUCAGGUUCCUUUUGUCUCCAAACACAAGCAGAGAUGGACAUGUUGUAUUCCUCUGCGGGGGACUCAUUUAGGACCUGGGACCUGAAACCACCACAGAUAGAAAGUCAUGAAGAUGAGGAUGGGACCUUCAGUUUGUACUGUCCUUGUGCAAUAGAACAGAGAGCCCAGAAUCUGAGCCAGGGACUAUUCCUACACCCCCAGGAGAAUGAGGACAAUCCAGGCAACUGUUGCUACAGUAUGGCAAAUUACUAGCAAUGUUCAAAUGUGAUCAAUGUCAUUGGGAUAUUGUAGGGUUGCAAGUCCUGUUUUACUUUAUGAUCCCACAAUACAUGAGCAACAUCAAUGCAGUUAUAACAGUCUGUAGGUUAAAUUGGAAUAAUCAUAAUGGACCUGCUGCUCAACACAAGGAGCUGGAGCCCAGAAGUCCGACAACUGCUGGCUUAAAUGGGUUGUUCACUUUUAAACAUACUUUUAGUGUGCCAUAGACAUUGAUAUUCU
This is a messenger RNA of Xenopus tropicalis (tropical clawed frog), 1548 nucleotides long. It is a transcript of the gene c7h19orf85, whose product is annotated as chromosome 7 c19orf85 homolog. Bases 67 to 1302 code for a protein of 411 amino acids. The record is from RefSeq and is a predicted model, not a curated record. NCBI's taxonomy places the organism in Eukaryota, Metazoa, Chordata, Amphibia, Anura, Pipidae. The transcript is spliced from 3 exons.